Messenger RNA from Mya arenaria, 5515 nucleotides. Its product is annotated as wolframin-like. Gene Ontology annotation, cellular component: endoplasmic reticulum membrane. The record is from RefSeq and is a predicted model, not a curated record. Lineage: Eukaryota; Metazoa; Mollusca; Bivalvia; Myida; Myidae. Gene Ontology annotation, molecular function: protein binding. Gene Ontology annotation, biological process: endoplasmic reticulum unfolded protein response; calcium ion homeostasis.
UGCUGCUACCUCAAAAUGGCGGAAGCUCACACCACUGGAGCUGGUGACCAAUCUAUGUCAGAAGACGUCAAGAAGUUGGAGUUGGAGGCUGCGCAAGGCAAUGAUGACAGUCAGUUUAAACUUGGCACACACUUCCUGAAACUUGCUGACUCCAAAGAUGGCGCAGAGAGAGAUGAAUAUGGAAGAACUGCAGUCCGUUGGUUUGUCGCAGCAUCCAAGCAAGGAAAUGAUGAUGCCACCACCAAACUCAAGGAUUUGCUUGAGGAUGAAAGUUCAUGGAUCAAUGAUGACAACAAAGAGGAUGUCAUCUGGUGUGCGUCCACCUCCAACAUUGAGAAGAAGAUCCGCUACGCUGCCAGGAACAUGUUUCACAAGAUCAAUACCACCCAAAAAGAUAUGCUCUCAACUGAAGAGUAUGCUGACGCUAUCAAGAAAUUGACCGGAGGACAUGAGCAAAAGUUGCUUCUAGCUGCUGGGAAGAAGAUAGGGGACAACAUAUCGGAGACAGAAUUUGUAAAGCUUUUGUCACGAAAGAUCCAGGGCACUAUGACCUUGACAGGGUCAGAACGGUCAUCGGCAUUUCAAGCUGCGAGUCUUUGGGAAAAGAUUGCAAAGUACCCCAAGGAGACAGCUUCUGCUAUUGGUGAAUCCGCCCUGGAGUUUGCGUCAAGGGACGGGCUCGGUAUGGUUGCUGGAUGCAUACCCGUAGAUCAGAUCUACUUCUUGGCCCUUUUCUUCAUCUAUGGAUUCAUUUCACCGAAAUUUUUACUGCUCAUCUUGCCUUUGGUGACUUUUUACAUAUCGUAUGCAACGAUUAUAAUCACAACAAUGCAAAUGUUCUACAAGAAAAGGACCUCCGCCUUGGCUGAAAUGCUGAAACAGUAUGAUGUUGGAGUCGACGUUGAUCAAACUCAGUCGCAAUACUCGUGGAAUUCUCUUACACCAUAUCUGGUGUAUUUUGGUGCUAUUCCCAUAGUUGUGGCGAGCUUUUCACUGGCUGACAAAAUGUAUAUCCCCUGCUCUGAGCUGUGUGUUCUAAAUGCCGUGAUCUGCGGCAUUUGUUUUGUAGCAAUUAGUGAUAGCCAUGAUCUUGUCACCUUGCUUGCGCUUUUCUGCAACUUUCUUUCAAGCUUGCCAGUUUUCCUUCAGAAUUUCCCAAAAGUCCCAGUUUUGACAACCAUUAUCAAUGUCUUGUCAGGAAAUCUGUUUUCUGUAGAUCUGUACGCUGGCUUGAAAUUAAAUGUUGGCAUACCAUCUAUUUGUUACAGUCUGAUUCCUGUUUUCUUUAUUCAAAUGGCGAUAAGAAAGUCCUUCUCUGGUAUGUACAGGUUAGCUAUACCGCAUUUGGUGUGCUAUUUCUGGUUUGAGCUGAUAACAACGAUGUACCCUUUCUCGACAUGGAUCGGCCUCGGAAGAGCUACCGUAGGUUAUGUCAUGCUUCCGUUAUUAAUACCUCUCAGCUUUAUUCUGUUUCUGAUUGGCUUAGCUUAUCUCUUCAUCAAAAUGCUUUCGUCUGACAUGUUCGGAAAGAUUGUGAUUACGCUUUUGCUCGCUUGUAUUCCGAUUUUGCUUACCCAGACAAAGAAAUUCAUGGGUGGUAAGUUUGAUAAACGGUUUGGAGUGCUCAAAAAGAUUUUGAUGAUUAUGUUCGCAAUUCUGGCUAUAAUUCCCCUGAUAUUUGUUCGAUUUUCACCAACUGAAGAAGCUCACCAUGGGAAACUGUCUGCGGAGAGUUUUACGUCUGUUUGCGACGCAGAUAUGGAGAGUUUUAUGAACUGCCAUGCUCUGAAGGGUACAAAAGUUGUCUGGAACGGUAAAGUGACUACCUUGAAAGUCACGUCCAUAACAAACGAAGUCAGUUCAAUGUUAGAUAUUUUCCCGAGCUUUGUCUCCAAACCUUUAAGAGGCAUUUACGGCAAACCAUAUGAUUGUGAUGAUGAAGAUUUAAAUGCCCAUGGUAAAGCUUACUGUAGUCUGAUGGUUGACCUUGGCUAUCUGUUUGGCUUAGAAAGUUAUGACAAGUAUGCAUUUAACAUUGGAGUAGUACUUCAAAAUAACAUGGGUGCGGUUGUUGAUGCAGGAUCUGGCUUUAAGAACACAUUUCUUGCUAUUAAAGAAGGGGAUGAAUUGGAAAUCAAGGCUAUUAUAGCUGAUGCUCUAGCGAGGCCCGUGAAACUCCACCUCAAGAAACUUAAGUGCCUGAAUCGAGAGAUUAAUAUAGAGGAGGAUGAAGAGGAUGAUGAGGAUUUGUAUUACAAUAUGUUCCAAGAGGCUUUCAGUGUGGCGUUCAAUUUCUUCUGGCAUCCUUUGGUAGAGUUUAUUCCUCAGACAACUAAAAUGGAAGAAAUAAUUGAAUAGAUUAUGGUUUGUUUCGGAGGAUUUUUAUGUCCAAAUAAAUUUUGAAAAACUAUCUAAAAAAUUUCACUUGUUUCUUUGUGAAUCACUAAAUAGGUGCAAUUGGGUUUCUUUUAACUUUCAUCAUAGGAUAUAAUUGAAAUAUUAUUUGUGUUUUAAGCUCUAAACAAUUGGUUCAAUUCUUGCAUUCUGCUGAAUCGUACAAAGUGAAAAGUGAUUCUUUUUUUGCAGACUAUUGCAAUGGUAGACAUUGUGGUUGAUGUUUCAUUGCUUGAUAGGUAGCGGCAUACUGUAAAUCAGUGAUGACAAGGGAAACGGUGUGUCCCAUUCCUCUUUUAGGAAUUUCUUAGUCUUAAGGUCUGAUCUUGAAUUACGUUCUUGAUGCACUGUGUAUUUGUAGUCAAAUGACGUGUCUAUUGUAUUAAAUAGAGAUAGAUAGAAAUAUAAAUAUCACAAGUAAGCGUAUAUACAGCCUGUUUAUUUAUUUAUAGGGAAAAAAUGAUUGAAAAAAUAUGGUUUGGUUUUGGAGGACUUUUAUGUUCAAUUUAAUUUUGUAUGAAGAAGGAUUUUUGGUAUUUGUAAUUGCUUUCCGGUAAAACAAGAAUAUCUUCUGUCUCAAAGUUUCAAAGAUAAGAUUAUUUGUGCAUCUAUAUUAUUAUAAACCUUAAUGGGGAGAAUUCAGUCUUAUAGUUUGACGUAAACGGGAAUAACAAUGUCAGUGUGUGUAUGUCACGUGAUAAAUUACGUCACAAAUACUUCGUCGGAAGGCAAUAUUUUGCUUCAAACGAAUACUUAAAACAAAGAUACGCCCACUUAGCCAAUUCUUAACAAUUACGAUUUUAAUACUGUCAUCUAACUAUAACUGAACUUUUUGCUGUCUCAUCUGUGUUAGUAAGAUAAUUAUUGGUGCAACUUAUAAUAACUAAAUUGUAUCAAUACACACGUGUAAAAAAAUUCAUUGACUUAUUGUUGACACUGUACUGGAACUACAGUAUAAAUAUAACCAAAUGAAUGAGUUAAUUUAAACUGUUAAUGAAUUGUUAUCACUCUGAAUAUAUAUUUUUUGUUAUCAUAUUUUGAAGGUUGUAGCUCAGACGAUAUUCUGUGAUAGGAUAAUUUUACGAAGAAUUUAUGUACUUGUUAAUAAGACAUUGAACAAUAGCGGAUUCAUGGGAGAGGGGUCGAAUACCAAAGGGUUGUGCCACAUAAGCCACGCCCCCUCUUACGUCAGUUCCUGGAUCCACCCCUGAUUUAAAAGCAUUUUAUAAUUGCAUUUUAUAAAUGUGUCCAUUUUGUUCUUUGUCACUUAAUUUUUUAGCACUACAUAUUUACUCUAAGUGUAUUUUGUUCACACUAUGCAAUCAUGUACUGUCUGUUAUAUUUUUCUUAAUACUCGUUUUCUACUAUUUGCAAAGGCUGUACAUAUAUUUAAUUAUAAAAUAUGUUAUUUUUACUCUGUGUAAUCCUUUUCUACCUUUUAUGACAUUCUUAUUUACUGAUAUCAUAUACUCUAUAUUGUUGUUGGUGUAUUAUAUUCUGUAGAUCUAGCGGGGUUAAGGAUUGUUUAAGGAUUGUUGGGGUGUAUAUUUAUAUUGUUACUAAAGAAUAAUUAGUUGCGAAACAUGACACGCAGAAAUGGAUCAUAUAGUACAUAUAACGAUUUAACGUAAGCAAACAAUAUGACACCACAGUUUCUUAUUACUAAAGACAGAACAGUGGUUUCUAUGUGGCAAAUAAGGAGAGGCCUCCUUGUUUUUGAACCGCUGGAAGGGUUUUUGAAAUAACUUUUAAGUUCAUACUUAGAGGUCAAACAUAAUUUGACUACAGUUCGUGUGUGUGUCGCUCCAUAUUUCUUAACCCAUAAAAGGAUUUUGAAAUUACUCGUUGCAAAUGUUCACCAUAUUGGGACAUUGUGCUGAGAGCAUGUUACAACCAGCUUGGGCUAAGGUCAAGGGUACACUUAGAGGUCAAAGGUCAUAUGACUGCAAUUCGUUUCUGCUCCAUAUCUCUUGAACCUCUUGAAGUAUUGGAAAUAACAGAUGUUCACCAUAUUGACAUGAUGUGCAGACGGGGAGACAUCAGUUUUUCAUUUCAAAAUACAAUUGUUAAUAUUUCUUUUGAAUGAAACAGAUUUUAUAUGAAACCAACAGCUCAUAAUUAAAAAACUUCUUAAAUACAUAUAUAGGAACCAUUUCCGGUUGUCAUAGUUCAGAUAUGGUAAUUAUCAUAAGCAUUUUGUAGAACAAAGUAUAUUUGUGUAUUUAUAUAUAGUGUGCCUGUUGCAAUGUUCUGAGUUUCUUUGAUUGGACAAAAAAAUUGUAAAAUGCUUGAAUUUCUAGACAGAGAGCGUCCACGUUAUGCAUUCAGAUCUGUUUCUAUCUUGUUAAUAUCAAACUUGAUACAUUACUUUUGAGUAAGCAAGCACAUACAUUAGACUGGUGCGCUUUUAAUUUACCUAAGCAAAUUUUAAUAACAAAGCACUGUGCAGACUUAGUGUGCAAACUACUAUUUGUUUAUUUAUGUCUUAAAUAGUAUACACACCUAAAUAAUUCUAUUUCACUGUGUUUCUUAUUACACUGGAUAAAUGUUAUGGUUAAACAAUAUCAUCAUUGGUCCUUGAACAAAAUUAAAUAUUCGUCACAUAUACAAUUCUUGAAUUUUUGAUAAUGCACAGCCUACUUAUUACAAAAGCCGAUGUGGGGGAAAUUAUGUCUGGUCAAUGUCAGAGCAAAACAUAGGGCUACAUGUAUUUUGAUUUUUAAUAAAAUCAGAACUUAAAAUCCCAUUUUGUUUUAAUGGGUAUUCACAUUCAUCAGAGGUUUGAAAAUUAUAAAUUGAGUCUUGUACGCAUAGCAUCAUCGCUCUUGUAUACGAAAGUAUUAAAUGUUAUAUAAGUGACACUUAUUUAUUUUUGUUGUACAUGUACAUUUUGUAUUCUGGUUAAAGUCGCUUGAAGAUCUUAUCUUGGUUAAAUUGACGCCAGUACUUAAAAGAAAAAAAAUUGUAUACAUCCAUAGUGCUUGUUAUUUUUCUAUUAAGUUAUAUUUGUUUGCUUUUUAUGAAAAAUUGCCGCAACAUUUAGUGAAUAUGCACCCAAUAGUUAUUCGUUAAUAUACAAUAUAUCUUGUUAAAGCUUUCAAAAAUAAAGUCAAUAAGUUCA